Stylophora pistillata is the source of this 1568-nucleotide messenger RNA. Its product is annotated as beta-1,4-galactosyltransferase 5. Gene Ontology annotation, biological process: carbohydrate metabolic process. Gene Ontology annotation, cellular component: Golgi apparatus. Gene Ontology annotation, molecular function: galactosyltransferase activity. Lineage: Eukaryota; Metazoa; Cnidaria; Anthozoa; Scleractinia; Pocilloporidae. The record is from RefSeq and is a predicted model, not a curated record.
UCCACUUUCAAAGUUUUCAAUUUAGUUUUGAUCUCAGGAAUAGUGCUAUAUUUUCUUCUUUAUGUUCUCUUAAUCGGGCAUUCACCACAUCUGCCAGUGGUGAAAAUUUAUUUUGAAGAAGAACCGUCAAAAAGCGAUGAAAGGGACCUUACACCCGAAACGUCGUUUAAUUUUGGAUCUAGAACAAAGAUAAAUGACAGUUUCAAUUCUUCUCUGAUACCAGAACUUUCGAUGAAAGACGAAAAAGCGCCAGAAGAAGUUAGAGGCAGAGAGGAAAAUACUGUGAAGACAAGUAGCCUUCUUUCAUUUCUCGAAGGACUGGGUAUUCCUAUAAACAAAGCCCGUAUUAUGAUGGCAAGCGAUGUUUCAAAGGAAGUUCUCCCUCGAGUCAAUCCAAACGGAAUUUCUUUGACAAAGUUGAUGGAGAAAAUGGAUGCGGAGUUUGAUGUUGAAAGGGGUACACCGUGUCCAACUAGUCACUUAAAUUCAGUUGGUUUGUUGGCGGUUUACAACAAUUCAUUGAAGCUCGAGGAAGUGGAACGUGAGGUAGAUUUUGUGCAGAAAGGUGGACAGUGGAAACCUGACUGUGUACCCAGGAAAAAGGUAGCCAUAGUUGUUCCCUUCAGAGACAGACAAGAGCACCUUAACAUAUUCAUAAGACAUAUGCACAAGUAUCUCCGAUGGCAAAUGUUAGAGUACAGAAUCUUCAUUAUAGAACAGGUGACCGGGGCCGACAACGAGCGCUUCAAUCGUGGAAUGCUAAUGAAUGUUGGGUUUAGUGAAGCAAUGAAGGUCGGUAACUUCACAUGCGUAAUAUUCCAUGAUGUGGAUCUCAUCCCAGAGGAUGCUAGGAAUGACUACAGCUGUCCUUCCUCUCCGCGUCACAUGUCCACUGCUGUAAGCCGCAUGGACUACAUAUUAAAGUACGAGACCUUGUUUGGUGGUGUUGAAGGUUUCUGGGUCGAGCAUUACCGCCACAUCAAUGGAUUUCCAAACCGCUUCUGGGGUUGGGGCGGAGAGGAUGAUGAUUUGUAUGUCAGAAUCACAGAAAGGCGCCUGAGUUUCACUCGGCCGGCUCAUAUGAUUGGUCGAUACACCAUGCUGGAUCAUACACACACAGAAGAACAAGAAAAUCCUCUAAGGCAUGAGGAACUUCGUAGAAGUGAGGCGCAUAUCGAUGCGGACGGAUUGAACACCCUCACAUACAACGUGAUGGAAUUCCAGGAAAAGCCGCUGUACACUCUGAUAUCUGUAUCACUCCAAUAGUGUAGAACGCGAACGUAAUGGAAACAGUCGACGAUGUAACAUACUAAGUCAGCGGUUGUACCUCUUUUCGUCCCUUAGCAACAUGAAUGACCCAUCCUUAAAAGACUAGUAUAUCCUGAUCUGAAAUCGAGGGGGUUCGCUGUUCUGCUGACUUUCUCAAAAAUUGCUGGCGGACUGUAGUGGUCCUGAAUAGAGAAAGUGCGUGAUAUUUUCGAAGUCUGGCGACCUUUAUGUUUGAGUCGAGUACGAUACUGUAAUGACAAAGUGGAUGCUAGUCACUCUUUAAACUCAAGGUAUUAAUU